Messenger RNA from Colletotrichum paranaense, 405 nucleotides. RefSeq lists its product as uncharacterized. NCBI's taxonomy places the organism in Eukaryota, Fungi, Ascomycota, Sordariomycetes, Glomerellales, Glomerellaceae. The transcript has 2 exons. The record is from RefSeq and is a predicted model, not a curated record. Bases 1 to 405 code for a protein of 134 amino acids.
AUGCUCCCAUUCAUUGCUCUUUCCGCGCCAAAACCUCCCAUUCCGCGAGGUGCUCCUGGCACGUCCAAAGUACUUUACGGAGUACAAUUGGCAAGAAGGAACGUCAAUCACUCAGCCGUUUCGUUCUUUCCUCUUUUCCUUCAUUCCACCCGUGAUUACAGGUAUUCAUCUUUCGCCAUUUUUGCUCUUUUCCCCCUCACCAUUCUCCUGCAGUCCUCCUCCUUUCCGACUACAUACAUCCUCUUUCCCCCACAACCCACCUGGCAGGCAGUCAUCCGGUCGGAUAUCGCGACUCAGAAGCGGUCCAUACCUGUCACGACGAUCCGCCGGGGAUUAUUUCGCACUCGACCUGAUUCAGUCCAGAAGCAGCAACAGACAGGAGUCCCCCAAGUCGGCCCCCCUUGA